This is a messenger RNA of Thlaspi arvense, 1812 nucleotides long. The record is from the annotation of a GenBank genome assembly. Lineage: Eukaryota; Viridiplantae; Streptophyta; Magnoliopsida; Brassicales; Brassicaceae.
AAAAUAAUGAGCUUAAUAAAAAAAACAUCUGGCAAAGAAUCUUUGUGCUUCAAUCUUUGAAAGUUGAAACAGUAAUAAUAGCUUCAGUAGCCAACAGCUCUUUGUCUGUACACUGCUGGUUUCAAAAGGAUUCUCUUUUAAAGAAGUGGAGAAACAAAGAAAGAAAACAAAAUCAAAAGAGCUUAAUCAAGAAAGAUAUGUUUGGCAAUUGUGACCAGAAGAAGAAGAUGCCUAUCAUCAGUUCUCCCAACACCAGUCCACUGGCGAGUAUGCAGAGCAAGAACAUGAUAGUGGCUUCGUCUCAUCAGCAGCAGCAACACCAGCAACCUCAGCAACCGCAACCACAACUUAAAUGCCCUCGGUGCGAUUCCUCGAACACAAAGUUUUGUUACUACAAUAACUACAGCCUCUCUCAGCCGCGGCACUUUUGCAAGGCUUGCAAGAGGUACUGGACGCGAGGUGGGACCCUACGGAACGUUCCCGUUGGCGGUAGCUACCGGAAGAAUAAACGGGUGAAGCGGCCAGCAACCGCAACCGCAGCUGCCUCCACGGCCUCGACAACGACUUCUUCAUCCCCUAAUAAUCCUCAUCAGAUCUCCCAUUUCUCUUCCAUGAAUCACCAUCCCUUGUUCUAUGGUUUAUCAGAUCAUAUGAGCAGCCGUAAUAAUCUUCCAAUGAUUCCGAGCCGUUUCAGUGAUUCGUCAAAGACUUCAUCAAGUGGUUUAGAGAGCGAGUUUCUCUCAUCUGGUUUUAGUGGCCUUAGUGCUUUUGGAUUAGGGCUUCCACAUCAUAUGAGUCAUGACCACGCCAUCAGCGGUAGCUUCAUCAACAACUCUACAACAAGCAAACCCUUUCUUCUCUCGGGUAUAUUCGGGUCUUCGAUGUCUUCUUCUUCCUCUACUCUUCUCCAGCAUCCUCACAAGCCCAUGAACAAUGGUGGUGAGAUGCUGGGGCAAUCUCAUCUCCAAACCCUAGCAUCACUUCAAGAUCUGCAUGUUGGAGGUAAUAAUGAAGAUACGAACAAAGAAGGGAAGCUUGAUCAGAUCUCAGGGAACAUUAAUGGCUUCAUGUCAUCAUCAUCUUUAGAUCCUUCAAACUACAACAACAUAUGGAAUAAUGCAAGUGUUGUCAAUGGAGCAUGGCUUGAUCCAACAAAUAGUAACGUUGGAUCUUCCCUCACCUCCUUGAUAUAAACCAGAACUUUGGUUAUAGCUAGGAUCUAUAACUAGCUAGGGUUUAUCAUCAUCACUUUUUUUUUUCUUUGUGUUUUGAGAUGAGAGAAGAAGCUUGGAUCAGAGAGAUCAAAUCAGGGGCAAUGUUUAUCUUGGCCACUAUAAAGCUCCCUCGGAUCCUCUUCAUCUCACCAUCUCCAUCACCUUCCUUCGCGUUGUUCAAGAAAAACAAAAGAGGCUCAAGAUUGGUUCAAGGUUUACUAUGUUCUACUGUUAAGUUCACUCAAGGUAAAUUAUAUGUGUAUGUACAUAAUAUGGUCCUGACUUUCAUCAUCUUUUUUUUCCAUCAAUGUAAUUCUAAGGUCCACCACAUGGGUUGGUGUUUCUUUUCAUUGGGAUUAGGAGGGUAUAUUUGGCUUAAUUUGGGUUUCUCAUGGGGUACGAGAACUCGAUAGCUUUCAAGUUUUAUAUAUUUUUUAGUUUCACAUUUCUUCUUUGGUGUGGCUAUCAUUGGGUAUACAAACAGUGGGAGGGGUGUGCUUGUGUUGUUAUAACUUCGGCUAUUCAUGUAUGAGUUAUGUUAUUACGGUUCUUAAUUUUUGAUACAUGUCUAAGUAUAUAUUAUAUAUACAUAUUAUAA